Messenger RNA from Owenia fusiformis, 2754 nucleotides. The record is from the annotation of a GenBank genome assembly. Lineage: Eukaryota; Metazoa; Annelida; Polychaeta; Sabellida; Oweniidae.
GCAAAUAUAAACAGCGGGAGAGGAGAACUUUCCAAGUUUCGCAUGUCAAUAUUCUGAUUUCAGAACAGACACAGCUUCCACAAGAUGACAACUGGAGACAUAAAGAACAACAUUAGAAAGUUACAACUGUCACUAAAACUCGCAAAGUAUCCAGAAACAGAUGAUCUGGAUAUCACUAGUCUCUCCAAAGGCCAGGCUGCUACAUACCUACCCAUAUACCAUUAUCUGUUUACUAACUAUAGUGUCGCCCUAGCUGAGCGACUCUCUGAGAAGAAUGUGGAGCUAUUCAGCAAAACGGACCUCAGUUUCAUGCAAGCUGUCUAUAAGAUUCUGAGGGAUGUAUUCAACUAUAAACCUCCUGUAACGAAGGACCAGUUCUUCAGUGCUGGCUUUGCUGAGAGAAAGAUAAUCAUGUGUUCUGAGAUCAUUGACACAAUACGACUACAGUUCAAGCCACCCAAACCAAAGUCAAAGUUGAACUGCAGUUUAUUAUCAAGUCAGACUAGACCAUCUGCACAGACCUCUUCUACACACAACAAGUCCGCCUCGGCAACCAAAGAGACCCCUGUAUUGUUCAAAAAACCUGAGUCUCCCCCACUUCAGCAACGUGUGGCUCCAUUGCAGCAGCAUGUGGAUGCAGUAACAUAUGGAGAAGAUAAAUGUGCUUCAGCAACCUCUCUACCACUGCCACAAGUCAUCAGGGAACCUGUGAGUGUUAGAGGCUGUGAGAAACAACCCAUUGGGCCCAUCCCUGCACAUAUAUGGCAGGAGAAAGGCUACCACACAUACAAUACACCAUCUAUAGCUAGGGUACAGUCGGCCUUCGUAGAGGUUGUCAAUAUUCCAAAAGGUGAAACUGCCAAUAGUCCAAGAGUUCUAGACAUCAUGGCACAUACACCUGCGCGUGGUUCAAUACAGCAUACAGACAUGGGAGCCAGAGACUAUGUAGAAACAGCCAAUACAUUUGCUCACACUGAACAGCUUAAUAGGAUUUUAGAAAUGCUGGAUGAGCGUACAGGCCAGAUUCAAUCCAUGCAACAUAGACUGAAUGAUUUGGAACAGCACUUGCCAAAGAUUAAACCCCCUAGUUUAGAUUUUGAUGACACUCAACCUAUGCACAGCCCUAAAAAGGAAAACAUUGAUAAUCAUUUAAGAAAUGAAAGAAAGAUGGAUGAUAUUCUAGCAAGAUUGGUGCUUUUGGAAACAAGAAUGCAGAUUGUAGAAUCAAAGAUGAAUAACAACACAUUAGAUUCCAAGGAAAGAAAUCGUCAAGUCUUAUCUGACCAAUCAAAUCAGGAGAACUGAAAAUUGAGGACCAAUGCAAUCAGAGACUUAAGGAUAGUCCACCCCAUGUUACAGUUUAAAGAGUGUAAAACAUUGGAAACAAUAUUGAUCACACUACUGGUGGGGUAUAGUCGUCAUGUUGGUGGAGUGAUCCUUCUCAUGAGGAGUCCCAGAUUUUUGUCUCCUUGCUUUGAUAAUUAGAACUGAGGAAAAAAUAUGUCAAGAUGUCUUUAGAUUGUAACGUAAAGCCAUAGAUUCUCAAGAUGUCUUGACUAAGAUGGCUCAGCCAAAACGUUUUGGAAACCUAGUCAUAAAUAAAGACGUUUUGACACCUAAGCUAUAAGACAACUGAAAGGGCAAACAUAAAUCCAUCAGUUUAAGCUAAGACCUCUUACCUGGAUUUUAGAUGUAAAGGAGAAGAAUUAUUUUCAUUGUCCCUUUUAUAAACCACAAACCUUGCCACCUGUUUUCCGUUUUUUGCUCACACUUUUUCAAAUAUAUAUCCUUGAUCCAGAUGUGUUUUAAAAAAUUAUUUUUCUAAAAAAGGGAAACGGGAUCACCAUUGCUUUAAACUGUGCUCCAAAGCCCUUAAACCAGUGCUGAACUGAUGGUUCUUUCAUUAUUCCUUUGAGAUCUAACUCCAAGACAUCUUGGAAAAAAGUGUAAACUCAAAUAUAUUCUGGGAUAUCUUGAAAGGAAUAAUGUAAACUUGUCUGAAUUUUUAUUAGAGCUCUUAGCAAAGACAUCUUUAUGCUUUGUAUAUUGGUAAUAGGGCUAGUGACUAAUACAGUGCGGAAACGAGUAUUUUCGUUGAAAGUGCAGGUUGUAGUUUUAUUUGGUAGUCUUUGAAUGUUUUAUAAAGUUCUCUCACCUGCCAAUACACCCAUCAUGAUCCCAGCACAUCGGGGAUACAUUCCAUUGUUAAAUAAAUUGACAACCAUCAAUCAUCUAGUUUUUUAUGGAUAUGUUGUCAACUGCAAAAAAUAUUUUGAUUUUGAAUAAAAAUCCUGUGUUUAACCCCACUUGAUUCCAAAAAUAUAAUUUUGAGUGUCAGUGUGUAAGUGUGACAAUGGGAUAUUUCCCUUGUGCAUAAUGAAUGUAUUUACAGAUUUGAAAGUACUCACAAACAUUCAUUGCAAAAUAAAGCUACUGAUCUACCUGAUUUUUGGGGAAUUAGAUGUAUUUCCUGAAUUCUCCACAUAAUUACUCUGCGUUUCCUACCCCUGUGAUAGUGACAUAUUGUAAUAGAUUCCAACGUUUUUGUGGCGUAAUAAAAGUUGAAUACUCAGGGAUUUUGGUGACUAUUUAUUAAGGUGAAUUUUUGGGUUCGCCAAAUUAAAGAAAAAUGCAGUAGUAAUUAAUAAUUAUGGCAUAAACAUGUACAUCUAAUAAGCCAUGUAAACAUGUUUGUACUGUCCAAACUUGUAGAUCUGAUAUAUGUUAUAUUAAUAAAGCUAAUCAAAUUUGAAA